Molecule: messenger RNA, 4488 nt
Organism: Stylonychia lemnae
Lineage: Eukaryota; Ciliophora; Spirotrichea; Sporadotrichida; Oxytrichidae
Source: the annotation of a GenBank genome assembly
AUGCAGACUACGAUUCCUAGAAAAAGGAAUUAUAACGAACGGCAGCAAUCAGAUUCAGAGGAUGACAUCGGAGACGAGAACACAUAUGAAGGAAGUUAUAAGGGAGGCCCAAGGAAAAGAAGGUAGACUAACAUGGACAGUUAGUAUGAUAACGAGGACUAAACUCAACAAAAAUAAAUGUAAUAGAGUAUCCAAGAAAUGACUAAAAACUUGCCUAUCGCUAAGCAUAAGAACCAAAUCAUGAGAAAACUAGAAAAGAACAGAGUCUUAGUCAUCUCAGGUGAUACUGGAUGUGGCAAGACUACCCAGGUGCCUAAGUAUAUACUUGAGUCUGCCGAUUUUAAGAAGCAGGAGUGCAAGAUCAUCUGUACUUAGCCUCGAAGACUCGCUGCCGUCAAUAUUGCGAAGAGAGUUGCCUAAGAGUUGGGUGAAAGAGUGGGGCUAAGAGUAGGCUAUCAAGUAGGUAUGUAGAGUCGCAGGACUAAAGGACUGACCAAAAUCAUUUUCAUGACAACAGGUAUCUUCCUUUAAAGAUUAGUCAACAAUCCAGACUCAAUAAAAAAGUGCACUCACAUUAUCAUGGAUGAGGUACAUGAAAGAGACCUUGACAUAGACUUCUCGCUAGUCGUGAUUAAGCACUUGCUAUGCAAAGAAACUGAGGGCUUUGGCUUUAAGCUAAUACUAAUGUCAGCCACAUUCAACAUUGAGCUGUUUACCAACUACUUCUCUAAGAGUUCGAUUAAGUCAAUAGAAGAAAUGAAAGUAUAUGUGGGUGUAGAAGAAAUGAUGCGGUAGCAAGAGGAGGAAAAAAAACAAAAGCUGGAGAGAUAGUGGGGGCCAUGCAAAUAGGAAGACUGGAACAAUCCCGCAAAGUAUCUAGAAGCCUAAAUGCAAGAAGAUGAAUGGGUAGAAGCCACCGAAAUCCAUAAUAAAAAUGUGAUGCCAAUUGAGAAGCAAUAGGAUCCAGCAGAUGUGAUUGAAAUCAAUGCAAGAUUGUUCGAAGUAAAGGAGUUUUAUCUGGACCAGUUGGUAGACAAUAUCCGCAAAGACGAAUUAAUCUAAAAAUCAGCAUAAGACAACGACCUGUUGCUCGAGUCACUCUCCAUCAAUGAAUGCAACAAGCCUUAGAUCAAGGAGUGCUCCAUGAAAGUGGCCUCACUUUUAAUAUGCGAUGUAAUUGAGAGAUUCAAUAGAUUCCAAGACGACGAGAAUGACAAGAAGAGCAUACUGGUGUUCUUGCCAGGUCUAUUCGAGAUAUUUGAGUUCAUUGAUUUCAUAAAUGAGAACUAUGACCCAAUGUGGGUCAGAAAUAAUCUAGAGCUGAUUCCUCUACAUUCAUCUUUGUGUGAGGAGGAGUAGGAAAAAGCUUUCAAGAGCAGUCAAAAGAUGGACGGCAAGAGAAAGGUCAUAAUAGCCACCAAUAUAGCUGAAAGCUCAAUUACUAUACCAGAUAUCAAGUAUGUGAUAGACUUCAUGCUCACAAAGGAACUGUUUUAUGAUCCAAUGACAAAGAGUGAGUCACUAAUUCUAAGUUGGGUAUCUAAGGCCUCGUCAAAGUAAAGAGCAGGUAGGGCAGGCAGAGUGGCUGAUGGUCUUGUGUUCAGACUAUGCAUGCAAAAAUUCUAUAAUAAUGCCAUUCCUGAGUAUCCUAAGCCAGAGAUGCAAAGAUGUCCUCUAGAAAAACUGAUACUGUAAAUAAAACUUUGGAAUAGAUAUGAACCUGAGGAAGUAUUGGGAAGAGCUAUUCAACCUCCAGAGUUUAGAGACAUAUGCAAUGCUAUUAAAAACUUACAACAAACAGGAGCAUUGACUAUUCCACCACCAUUUGCAUAGACUGAUGAGGAUAAGAGAACUAAAAUUACAGCACUUGGCAAGAUAUUUGUCAACUUACCUUGUGAUCUCAAGAUAACUAGACUAUUCCUCUUUGGCAUGGCAUUAAAAUGCAUGUCACAGGCCAUUAUUAUGGGUUGCUUACAUCAACAGUCAAGAUCUAUUUUCAGAAGCAACAGAGUGCAUGACCUUGUAAAUAUGACUAAGUUGUAGUGUAUUUAUGAUAACAACAGGGACUCUGACUCUAUGAUGCUGCUGAGGGUAUUCCAAGAGUGGAUACAUAAGUUUCAUCCACACUUAAAGCAUAAGUAAAAUCCGACUAACCAGAACCCCACUAACCAAGUCAUACCCUAAAGGCCAGUUUAUGAGCACAGACGACUUAGAUUCUCCAGACCAAGUCAUUGUAAGUAUAAUUCUUUUAUCAUUUGUAAAGCUGAGAGAUAAUGGUGCAGAGAUAGAAACUUAGAUCUGAGUAUUAUGAAAGAGGUCGCCACGAUGGUUGAAGAAGUAAGACAAAGAUUUCAAAAGAUGAAUAUUCCUGAAAAAUGCCUCAACUCCAAAGUAAAACUAAGAGAUGAUAAUCCAGAUGCAAUCCUUAUUAUGAAACUUUGUAUCGGAGGGGCUUUUUACAAUAAAUAUGUAAAAGCAGCUUAUAAAAACGAGGACACCUUAGCGAAGAUGGCUUCUUCCUCUCUUUUUGUUGAUGACGAAGCAAAGAGAGCCAUAAUAUUGAAUAAGGUAUCUGAGCACAUUCAAGACCAUCACUUAAAGCAAUACUUCGAGGGCAAAUUCAAAGUGAAUGUUGAGUCAGUCAAGAUAUCUAUGGAUAAACCGACUAUUAUCUUUGGACCUGAGAUCCUAGAAAGAGGUUUCAUUAAAGCAUGCUUCAAAUUAGGUUUAAGGACUAGAGAGGAAGAAUAUGUGGACUAGACAAAAUUCAAGUCAAGAAUAUUCGGUGAAGAAAAGGCUAAAGCCUAAGAUGUGUUAUAUUCCUACCAAGAAAUACAAGAGUAAUUGGAGAAUGAAGAAUUAAGGAGGCCAUUGUUUCUGUAUGAGAUAAGAUUCGAAACUCUAAACAAGGAUGCUUACGUGGAGUUUGAGAGAGAUUCAAUAAAUAACUUUGCCUAUGAAUUGGAUGAAAACAAGCUGAUGCAUGUUACGUAUGCCUGCCAAGACUACUACGACAAGGGAGGUAGGUUUAUGUGUCGUAACAGCACUCGAUUACCUGAUGUACCAAUGGUCGAUGCACUUUAUUGCUUGCUAUUUGCACCGAUAGUUUAAGUGAAGGCAAACUCUAAGAAGCAAUUCUUCGAAAAGAUUAUCUGUGAUGAAGGAGAACUAAUCAUUAAGCUGACUCAUAUACUGACUCAUCAAGACUUAGAGAUAAUCCAGAAGAUAAGAAGCAUGAUGAAUGAGACUCUCUGCAAUGAAGACAAUUUGAAGCAGGCUCAUCUAGCAUAGGUGGAUUUCUUCAUUAAAAGGCUGUUCUCUUUCAACAGAAUAUCAGUGGAUGUAUUUGAAAAACUAAAUGGACUCAGGGAAGAAGAUAAGAGGUUCUAACCAGUAGACUCAGUCAAAGAUGCUCCUAAGAAAGAUGAUCUCGAAAUGUUCAUGGAAGGAGAUGGAAAUUUCUUUAUGGAGGAGGAAACUAAAAAUACUUAGAGUUUGUCAAAAGAGGGUGAAGGCUAUGAUGAAGUAGAUAAUUUCGAAGGGGAGGAACAGACUAUUAUUAGCAACUCUGAUUUAAAAAAUCGCCAGUAGCGAUAUGAGAAGGAAUGCUCAAUGGGUUACUUCCUAUAGCCAAUCUAUGUUUAGAAGCUGAAGCAAAAGAUCUACUUCUACGAUGAGUUAGUUAGACAGAUGGAGGAGGAGUUCAAGAAAAGAGUGGCUUAGAAGAGGAAGAUAAUAGAGAAGAUCAGACAGAAGGCAAAAGAAUUGGAUCAGAAGGAUGUCACUGUGAUAUGUGAUAGAUGCAAGCAGGACAUAGCUCCACUUAAGACCUUUGACUACAUCUCAGAUGACCUUCAUUAUGCUAAGUGUGUGUUCGGAGCACUAAGAAGAGUUGAAAUUCAAGAGGCAUCACAUUCAUAAUAUGAUGAGGACAGGGAAUUCAUUGACAUCUUCCUAGAAAUCUUUGAGAAGGAAAAGUUCAGCAUUCCAGAGGAGUAGCUGUACAUAUCGACUCCCUAAAACAACAAGAUCUAUUACUUUGCCUUCAGUAAGUGCAGACAAAAUCAUAUAGUUGGCAUCGUUAAGAAUCAGCGAUUUUACAUGACUGAUAUCUCACCCAUUCAACUGCUGUUCCCUAAUUCCAACUAUCAAACCUGGGACUCUCGCUUCUGGUAAAAAGGCUACUCUGAGGCUAUGAAGCACUUAAGCAGGACACUCUUAUUAAGAGCUUAGAGCUGCCAAAAACUAGGAUUUGAAAACAAAGAUGGCCAUAAAAUUGCUGAUAUCUACUGUGAGUUAUGUCAUGUAAUUCUUAAAGGGCCAGAUGACUUUGUGGCGCAUUGCAAGGGUAACAAGGAGCACAAAGAUCUUGAGACUAAAUUCCUAUCAUCUGACUACGAUCAGCUACUUAGCGAGUAGGCUAAAAAGGGUGGAGUUAUCAGUACUGCUAGUAACGCCAAUCAACAAUCAGUUAAAUCUAUACAGUGA